CUUUUCCUCAUUAUCUGAUAUCUGGGAUACUCAGCUCUCAGAGCUCAACAGCAAUGGCUUCGCCUUUGCCUUCGGCCCUCCCUCGUCUCUCACUACUUUCCAAACCUUCACCACCUCAACACCACCGCCUUCUGCUAGCUCCGACCCGACCCCAACUUUCCCGGUUCGAAUGCUUGGCCGGGCAGACCGGGUUCUUCACCCGGCUCGGAAGGCUUAUCAAGGAGAAAGCCAAGAGCGACGUAGAGAAGCUCUUCUCCGGCUUCUCCAAGACUCGGGAUAAUCUCGCCGUCAUCGACGAGCUCUUGCUCUACUGGAAUCUCGCUGACACGGAUCGAGUCCUUGACGAACUCGAAGAGGCUCUGCUGGUAUCAGAUUUUGGUCCAAAAAUCACAAUUAAGAUUGUGGAAAGUUUGAGGGAGGACAUAGUAGCUGGGAAGCUGAAAUCUGGAAGCGAGAUAAAGGAAGCAUUGAAGAAGAGUGUGCUGGAUUUGUUAACUACAAAAGGGAGCAAAACUGAACUUCAACUUGGAUACAGGAAACCAGCUGUGGUUAUGAUUGUUGGAGUUAAUGGAGGUGGGAAGACAACAUCUCUUGGAAAACUGGCUUACAGAUUGAAGAAGGAAGGGGCCAAGGUACUGAUGGCAGCAGGGGAUACAUUUCGAGCAGCUGCCUGUGACCAGCUGGAGAUAUGGGCUGAGAGGACGGGGUGUGAGAUUGUUGUGGCUGAAAAAGAGAAGGCUAAAGCAUCAUCAGUUAUUUCUCAGGCUGUGAAGAGAGGGAAAGAACAAGGGUAUGAUAUUGUCUUAUGUGACACCUCUGGACGUCUGCACACUAAUUACAGCCUGAUGGAAGAGUUGAUUGCAUGUAAGAAAGCUGUGAGCAAAGUCAUUCCUGGCGCUCCUAAUGAGAUCCUACAAGUUCUGGAUGGGACGACAGGUUUAAACAUGCUUCCGCAAGCAAGAGAAUUCAAUGAGAUUGUUGGGAUAACUGGUUUGAUAUUGACAAAACUUGAUGGCUCUGCUAGAGGUGGCUGCGUGGUCAGUGUGGUAAAUGAACUUGGCAUCCCUGUAAAGUUUGUGGGUGUUGGUGAAGGUGUAGAAGACCUCCAACCCUUUGAUGCAGAGGCCUUUGUUAAUGCCAUAUUUUCAUAACCCUAAAGGAUGGUGAGUGUCGCAUCAAUUGACUAUGUCCUUCUGAUCCCAGAUGUUAGGGAUUUUUAUCAGAUGCUUUUCUCUCCCUGUAGAGAAUUACACAAUCCCUUAAAUCUGUGUGUGCUGGCGGCGGGUCCUUGUCCAGCCACAUAAGCAACUAUUUAAUUUGAUUGGGGAAAAUGAGGUCAGGAUGAAACUUCACACGUCGAACCACACAUUUAGUCUUCAGAUGAUCAGGAUAUUACUGGCAUACUGUUCACAUGGCAAUUUUACUUUCCGGUAUCAUAUUGCUGCUGUUGGAUGAAACUCGACUAAAAUUGAUGCAAAAGUUGUGAAGCCUUGAGCUGCAGGGCGGUUGCUGCUGUACAGGAUUGAAGCGUGGUUCUAACCCUUCAUAUGGCACUAAGAAAUCUAUGAUUGAAUUGAUGGCUUGCUCUGCACUUGAAUUGAAAGUGUAUCAACAUUUCUCUCGUCUCAGAGAACACAAUGGAAAUCAUGUCACCACUGACAAGUGUGUGAUAUGUCGUUUUCCUUGCUAAAUGCAUGUUUGAGCAAUGAGUUUUAAGUUGCCAGCCACAAUUACUCCUCCAUUAUUUAUUUUAAUUAAAAUUCCAACACAUAUAAUUAAUUUGUUAUGUUAUGCUU
Molecule: messenger RNA, 1796 nt
Organism: Prunus dulcis (almond)
Lineage: Eukaryota; Viridiplantae; Streptophyta; Magnoliopsida; Rosales; Rosaceae
Product: cell division protein FtsY homolog, chloroplastic
Exons: 11
Coding region: 54-1151 (365 amino acids)
Biological process (GO): SRP-dependent cotranslational protein targeting to membrane
Cellular component (GO): membrane
Molecular function (GO): signal recognition particle binding; GTP binding; ATP hydrolysis activity
Source: RefSeq, a predicted model, not a curated record